UCUGAUGUGUCCUGUCUCCCUCCCAGACGCUGGACCUGUCCAACAACCAGCUGAGCGAGAUCCCAGCGGAGCUGGCCGACUGCCCCAAGCUCAAGGAGAUCAACUUCCGAGGGAACAGGCUAAGGGACAAGCGCCUGGAGAAGAUGGUCAGUGGCUGCCAGACCAGGUCCAUCCUGGAGUACCUGCGUGCUGGGGGCCGCGGGGGCGGCCGCGGCAGGGGCAGGGCAGAUGGCGCGGACAAGGAGGAGAGCCGGAGGAAGAGGAGGGAGCGGAGGAAGCAAGAGAGCGGUGAGGGCGAGGAGGCGGCGGUGGACGAGGCCAGCCGGCUGCUGCUCAGGGUCCUGCACGUGUCCGAGAACCCGGCCCCACUGAUGGUCAGGGUGAGCCCCGAGGUCAAGGACAUCCGGCCAUUCAUCGUGGGCGCCGUAGUGCGGGGCAUGGACCUGCGGCCCGGGAACGCACUCAAGCGGUUUCUUUCCUCCCAGACCAAGCUCCAUGAGGACCUUUGCGAGAAGAGGACAGCGGCCACCAUCGCGACCCACGACCUCAGAGCGGUGCGGGGGCCCCUGCUGUAUGCUGCCCGCCCGCCGCAGGACCUCAAGAUCAUCCCCUUGGGGCGCAGAGAGGUCAAGGCCAAGGACCUGGUGCGGCAGCUGCAGCUGGAGGCGGAGGAGCACAGGAAGCAGAAGAAGAGGCAGAACGUCUCAGGCCUGCACAGGUACCUGCACUUACUGGACGGGAAAGAAAACUACCCGUGCCUCGUGGACGCCGAGGGCGACGUGAUCUCCUUCCCGCCGAUAACAAACAGCGAGAAGACCAAGAUUAAGAAAACCACAUGUGACCUGUUUCUGGAAGUGACCAGCGCCACCAGUCUGCAGAUCUGCAAGGACAUCAUGGACACCCUCAUCCUGAAAAUGGCAGAAAUCAACAAAUACACUUUGGAAAACAAGGAGGAGGGCUCCCUCUCCGACCCUGAAGCUGAUGCAGUUUCUGGGCAACUUUCGGGUCCCAGGGCGACUCCUGGUGCGGAAAGUGACGGGUACUCGCCGCUGGUGGUGGAGCAGGUUCGGGUGGUGGACGAGGAGGGGCACCUGAAGGUGGUGUACCCGUCCAAGACGGACCUGGACAUCGCAGCCCACGUGACCGUGAUCCGCUGACAGCCGGAGCCGUGCUGCUGGCGCCGCCGGCCCUGCCGGAGUCUGCCCCGUGACACUCAGUUAUUCGUUCCCCUCGGGGCUUUUAAGACACAUGCAUUCUUUGUUCAGUUUUCCAGACGGCUCUGUUGGAAAGGGAGGCCAUGUGGCCGUGAGCUGAAAGGGCGUCGCCUCUGCAGCACCAGCCUGACUUCACUGAGACUGUGUGUGAAGUUACUCGAAUGUGGGAGCGAACUGUUCAGAAAGUCCUGAAACCAUGUCAGCACACAGCCAGCACCUGUACUCACGGCGAAGAGGGCGCUGUCACUGGCUGGAGUGUUCAGCUGGGUGAGGAGCGAGACGCCCCGCCUUUUAUUGACCAGCAGCUAUUUUCCUACGACCCCGGGUCUCCCAGCGACACUGUGCCCGGAGCGCGGCCUGGACACGUGGGGCAUCACGUUCUCCAGCUGCUACAAAUCAUAAUCUUUUUAAAAAACUUCUUCCUGUGACCCUGGAACUGGCAGAGUCUCCUCAGAACUGCUGGUGGCCACGUCGGGGAUGGAGAUGCCCAGCAUCCGUGAGCAACAGCGGGCCCGCCUCCUGCGCUGGGCGGGCUCCAUGCUUGGAAAGUCGGCCCCGCGGAGAUGAGGUGUGACACCCAUGUCUCCAGGUCCGUGUACAGGUUUCCCAUCCACGCCCAGACGGGACAGUUCCCUUUGUAAACUGUCCGUCGUCGACAGCCCACUGGAGGACGGGGCAGCAGUGACUGGAGAAGCCACCAGACUUCUGACUCCGGAGGUCACAGAGCCCAGACACGCAUGAGGCCGAGACCCCGCUCGCCCGGGCCUGCUGCUCGGCCGCAGUUUCCCCAGAGCCGAGCCACCCUGCCUGGAAGGAUGAGCCGGAGCUGCCCGGUCACCCAGCCCAGCUCCCCGGUCACCACCAGGACGGCUCACCCCCAGUCCCGGGGGUGGCCGUGCUCGGCUGGGCCAAUGUGGGCGCCAGGUGACAGUAUCUCCCCCAGACCUGCCCGGCACCUGCAGAUUGGUGGCUCUGCCUUGUCACUUCCUGACCCUCGGGCUGCCAAAGCCACAGAUGCCAUGGCUGGCGCAGGCGUGGGCAUCUCGGCUAAGCCCUCCUGGGGGGCUGCGCCACAGCCGAGCUGCCCUCUUGGCUCCGAGACCACCGCCUCAGUGGCCACGUGGCGUGUGGCCCAGGGUCUCCUAGGUGGAACUGAAGCCCCAGCGCCUGCUGCCCUGUUCUGAUGCAGCUGGAGUCCACUUGAGGUCUGGAAACGCACUCCACUUGCAGCACAAAGUCCCUUUGACGUUUCUCCUCCUUGGCCCGUGUGACCCUCUAAUUAAAAGCGUUCAGUAGGAA
This is a messenger RNA of Vicugna pacos (alpaca), 2513 nucleotides long. The record is from RefSeq and is a predicted model, not a curated record. NCBI's taxonomy places the organism in Eukaryota, Metazoa, Chordata, Mammalia, Artiodactyla, Camelidae.